Messenger RNA from Jaculus jaculus (lesser Egyptian jerboa), 3178 nucleotides. RefSeq names its product colony stimulating factor 3 receptor (gene Csf3r). The coding region runs from base 173 to 2695 and encodes 840 amino acids. Lineage: Eukaryota; Metazoa; Chordata; Mammalia; Rodentia; Dipodidae. The record is from RefSeq and is a predicted model, not a curated record. Gene Ontology annotation, molecular function: cytokine receptor activity; granulocyte colony-stimulating factor binding. Gene Ontology annotation, biological process: cytokine-mediated signaling pathway. The transcript has 17 exons. Gene Ontology annotation, cellular component: external side of plasma membrane; membrane; signaling receptor complex.
CAGCGCUAGAAAGAGAAGUUUCAGGAACUUGCCCCAGAGAAGAGAGAAAAGGAGAGGAGAAAGCAGGGAGGCUGGGCACCCCUGCCCCAGCCCCAAAAUGGGGAAACUGAGGUUUGGAAAGAGGAAGUGACCCAUCCAAGGUCACCAAGCCGGUGAGCACCAAGUUGGCGGCAUGGCAGGGCCGAGAGCCUGCAGCCUGGCCAGAGCUGCCCUGAUCCUCCUGCUGCUCCCAAGAGGCCUGGAGAGCUGUGGGCACAUCAGGAUCUCAGCCCCCAUUGUCCAUGUCGGGAACCCUGUCACAGCCUCCUGCACCAUCAGCCAAAACUGCAGCCACCUGGACCCAAAGCCACAGAUUCUAUGGAAACUGGAAGACGAGGCAAAGCAGCCUGGGGACAGGCAGCAGCGCCUGCCCGAUGGGACCCUGGAGUCCACCAUCACCCUGCCCCACUUCAACCACACUCGGGCCUUUCUCUUCUGCUUCCUACAAUGGGCCAACAGUCCACAGGUUCUGGAUCAAGCUGAGCUUCGGGCAGGCUACCCUCCCACAGCACCCUCCAACCUGUCCUGUUUCAUGAACCUCACAAUCAACAGCCUCACCUGCCUGUGGGAACCAGGCCCUGAGACCCACCUGCCCACCAGCUACAUCCUAAAGAGCUUCAAGAGCCGCAUGAACUGUCGGAGCCAGGAGGACCCAGUUGUGGACUGCGUGCCUGAGGAAGGGCAGAGCUACUGCUCCAUCCCCCGCAAACACCUGAUCUUAUACCAGAAUAUGGUCAUCUGGGUACAGGCAGAGAACGCACUGGGGACCAGCGCAUCCCCACAGCUGUGCCUUGACCCCAUGGAUGUUGUGAAACUGGAGCCCCCCACCCUAUGGGGCAUGAAGCCCAGCCCAGAUGUAGCCCCACCUCCAAUGGGCUGUCUGUGGCUGGGCUGGGAACCCUGGAAGCCAAGCCUGUUCAUGGACCAGAAGUGUGAGCUACGCCACCGGCCAUUGCUUGGAGGAGCCAGCUGGGCACAGGAAACCGGCCUGCCCUCCAGCAUGCACACCUAUGAGCUCUGCAGGCUCCUCCCGGCCACAGCCUAUGCCCUGCAGAUGCGCUGUAUCCGCUCCCCCCUGCCGGGCCACUGGAGCCCUUGGAGCCCCAGCCUGGAGCUGAAGACCACCACUAAGGCCCCCAUCGUCAGACUGGACACGUGGUGGCGGCAGAGGCAACAGGACUCCAGCACGAUGGGCGUGGAGCUGUUCUGGAAGCCAACACCCCUGAUGGAAGACAGUGGGCAGAUCCAAGGGUACCUGCUCUCCUGGAGCCCCUUGGGUCAUCAGGAGACAGCCCUACCCCUCUGCAACACCUCAGAGCUCAGCUGCGCUUUCCUACUGCCCGCGGGAGCCCAGACAGUGACCCUCAAGGCCUACAACACGGGUGGGAGCUCUCAGCCCACCCCGGUGGUCUUCGUGGAAAACAAAGGUCCACCCCUGACCGGACUCCAUGCCAUGGCCCGAGACCUUCACAGCCUCUGGGUGGACUGGGAACCCCCUAGCACUCAGCCUCAGGGCUACAUUGUUGAGUGGGGCCUGGGGCCCCCCAAUCAUAACAGCAGUAAUAAGACCUGGAGGAUGGAACAUGACGGGACCGUGACAGGGAUUCUGCUACAGGAGAACAUCAGUCCCUUUCAGCUCUACGAGAUCGCUGUGGCUCCCCUGUACGAGGGCACCGUGGGACCCUCCCAGCUCACCUAUGCAUACUCUGGAAAAACAGUCUCUCCUCGUACCCCAGAACUACAUCUAAGGAACACUGGCAAAACCUGGGUGCAGCUGGAGUGGGUACCUGAGCUCCCUGAGCUGGGGAGGAGCCCCCUCACCCACUACACCAUCUUCUGGACCAAUGCUCAGGACCAGUCCUUCUCCACCACCCUGAACGCUUCCUCCCAUGGUUAUGUCAUCCAUGGCCUGGAGCCCGACAGUGUGUAUCACAUCCACCUCAUGGCCACCAGCCGGGCUGGUGACACCAACAGUACAAGACUCACCCUGAUGACCUUGGCUCUAGGUGGGUCCGAGCUACACAUCUUCCUGGGCCUGUCUGGUUUCCUGGUCUUGCUCAUCUGCCUCUGCAUGGCUGUCAGGUUCUGCUGCAGGCCCAGGAAGAACCCCCUCUGGCCAAGUGUGCCUGACCCAGCCCACAGCAGCCUGGGUUCCUGGGUGCCUACCAACAUUGCAGAGGAGACCCUCCAACUCCCCAGCCUCCAGGACUCCAGCAUGCCACCCAUCACCAAGAUCACUGUGCUGGAGGAAGAGAAGAAGCCUGAGCCCUGGGAGGCCAGCAGCAGCUCAGAGACCUACAGCCUCCCUACCCAGGUCCAGGCCUACAUGCUCCAAGGAGACCUGAAAGCAACUUCCACCCAGUUCCAGCCCCCAUCUAGUACCAGUGACCCAGUCCUUUAUGGGAAGGUGCUGGGCAGCCCUACCAGCCCAGGGCCGGGGCACUACAUCCGCUGUGAUUCCACUCAGCCCCUCUUGGGGGGCCUCACACCCAGCCCUAAGUCCUACGAGAACCUCUGGUUUCAGCCUAGCCCCCUGGAGAACCUCAUGAGCCCACCCCCAAGCCAAGAGGAUGACUGUGUCUUUGGGCCACUGCUGGACUUCCCCCUCUUGCAGGGACUUCAAGUCCAAGGGGAUGAAGGAUUAGCAAGCUUCUAGAACUUACCAAGUCUCCACGCAUGAACCAACCACUUGAAUGGACUGGACUGUCCAGCAGAAAGGAGCCCUCUCUUCUUAAGCCUAUCACUAUAAGCCACCAGACCCAGGGAAGACAGAAAAGCCCCUUUUUCUCCCUAUGUGAGUUCCCUCACACCUCCUUCACAACCUUCAUAGGCGGGGCCUCCUAGGCCACCCUCACACUCUAAAAUCCAGAUAAUGCUCCUUCCAGCAGCCCGCCACUAGCCUUUUGCGCUUAUUUCCUUUUUUAAGCUCAGUCUCUAACUGGUUUUGGAAUUUUGUGUUCUUGUUCUUGUUUUUAAAAAACUCUGACCAGAACCAAAAAAGAGUGCUGGGCAUGGGGCAUGAUGGUGCACGCCUUUAAUCCCAGCACUCGGGAGGCAGAAGUAGGAGGAUCUCUGUGAGUUCGAGGCCACCCUGAGAGUACAGAGUGAAUUCCAGGUCAGCAUGGACUAUAGUGAAACC